Messenger RNA from Monodelphis domestica (gray short-tailed opossum), 959 nucleotides. RefSeq names its product CD8 subunit alpha (gene CD8A). Gene Ontology annotation, cellular component: external side of plasma membrane. Gene Ontology annotation, biological process: T cell mediated immunity; cytotoxic T cell differentiation; cell surface receptor signaling pathway. NCBI's taxonomy places the organism in Eukaryota, Metazoa, Chordata, Mammalia, Didelphimorphia, Didelphidae. The record is from RefSeq and is marked provisional.
ACUGCAGAGAAGCCUCCCCACCCUUCGCUCAGCCGGAGCAGCCCCCCUCCUCUUACCUGGAAUCUUUCCGUUUUCUGGCUCCAGUGGGACUGCUCGCUGGCCCUCUGGCCCGGCGGGAAGUUGCAAGGGAGCUAGGGAUGGGCUGGCCCUCCGCUGUCCGCUCCCUGCUCUUGCCGCUCGCCCUGCUGCUGGAGCCCCUCGGAGCCCAGGAGCACGUGACAUUCCGUAUGAAUCCAGUGGAGAAGCGGGACGCCGGGCAGGGUCGGGAGCUGAAGCUGCAGUGUGAAACGGUAAACUCUUCCCCGACGGGCUGCUCGUGGCUGCGCCUGACCCCCGGCGCCGUGGUCCCCACCUUCUUGCUCUACCUGUCGGGCAGCAGCCAGAGUGUCAAGGUGGCCCCAGAGCUGGACUCCAGGCGGUUUGGGGGUUCGAGGUCCUCGUCCAGCUACUUCCUGACCCUGAAAGAUUUCCAGAAGGACGACCAGGGCUACUACUACUGUGUGGUCGCCCGCAACUCGAGGCUAUUCUUCAGCCCCUUCGUGCCCGUCUUCAUGCCAGUAAAAGCCACCACAGCCCCUGCACCCAGGCCCAAGCCCACCACUCCUGCAGCCACCAACUCUUCCAUCCAGAAUGCUGCAGGAUCUGAGAAAUGCAAGUCCUUCUCCAACACUUCAGAAAAGAAUGGACUGGAUUUCUCCUGUGACCUCUACAUCUGGAUGCCCCUGACUGGUGGCUGUGUUGUCUUGCUCCUGGCCCUGAUCAUCACCAUAACCAUCUUCCGGAGGUCACGAAGACGAGUCUGCCAGUGUCCAAGGCCCCUGAUCAGACCAGGAGGAAAGACUGGCCGCUAGGAGAGAUGCUUUUGACCCAAGCGAUGGACAUGCAGCUGGAGCCGCCAUGAUGGUGCCCUCUACUAGACUUACCUGAGAUAUUUCCCCAUAUAAAUGAACAACCCCUUC